AUGGUGAUGGAUCGUAUGGCGUGGACGGUGGCGAGUUGUUUAGUACUGCCGGUACUACUGGUGGUCGUCUUGCCGAGCUCAGCAGAUGCUGCUGCAUUCGUUGAGCAGGGAGGCUCUUCCGGAGCCGCUAAAAACAUUUUCCAUCACGAUUGGGAACCUUCUUCGGCUGUGGAGUUGCGUGCCAUUUUACGCUCCCUCGCCAGAACCAAAGAAAAGGAAGCAGAAGGAAAGCAACUUCCCACCUUCUCAGCGGCACCAUUCGGAUCACCGUCCAGUCCAUGCAAAUGUCGCCAUGGCAUCUGUAGCUGCUGUUUGGGUGUUUUCAGCAUGAACGGAUGUGCGAAUCUAACCUACAUUCCGGAGGACUUUGCGUUCGAGUUUCGUAUGAUAUUCAAUAAUCGCGUGCUGACGAAAAAUCGCAUCAGUGGCAAGAAUCCGAAACCGAUCUGCGUACAUCCGCCCCGGUUCGAUUUCAUCGAAGUGUGUGCCAACUUUUACGAUGUGUACUUUGUCGGCCGGAACAUGCACGUGUGUAUGGAGAUGAAUGGGAACUUCGAGGGUUAUGAAUUGUUUUCCAGAUCGUUUAAUUGCUUACGGAUAGGUGAUAAGGGUGUGAAGGUGAUGAAGCCGGGAGAGACGAUCGGAGGUUCGAUUAAUCCAUCGCUGGAAGCCGAAAUCGAUUACGGAGAUGAUAUUGAGGACUACGAUGAGGCUGUCGUAUGA
Anopheles maculipalpis is the source of this 723-nucleotide messenger RNA. RefSeq lists its product as uncharacterized. Lineage: Eukaryota; Metazoa; Arthropoda; Insecta; Diptera; Culicidae. The coding region runs from base 1 to 723 and encodes 240 amino acids. The transcript has 4 exons. The record is from RefSeq and is a predicted model, not a curated record.